UUCUCUAUGUUUAAAUUUCACAUGUUUGUGUUGGAGGCAGAGCACACUGAAAACUUGGUGCUAGUAGUUUCCUCUCAAAAUGGUGGUAGUAGAAAACACAAAGCAAUUAGAGGAAGGUAAUGAUUCCACUUAUGAUAGAAAAGCUGAAGUGAAAGCCUUUGAUGAUUCAAAAGCAGGUGUAAGAGGUCUCAUAGAAUCUGGAGUCACAAAAAUUCCACGCAUGUUCUAUUCUAAUGAAUCAAACAUCACUAAUAAUUUGUCAUCUAACACUGUUCCUAUCAUAGACCUCAAAGACAUACACAAAAAUAUCAAUUUAACACUUGGUGAAGAAGUGAUUAGCCAAAUUCGAAGUGCAUGCAAGGAGUGGGGAUUUUUCCAAGUGAUUAAUCAUGGAAUUCCCAUUCAUGUAUUGGAUGAGAUGAGGGAUGGAAUUCGUAGGUUUCAUGAGCAAGAUGUUGAUGUAAGGAAACAAUUUUACACUCGUGAUUUGAAAAAGAAAAUUCUUUAUUGUUCCAAUACUAGUUUGUUUAGAGAUAAAUAUGCUAAUUGGAGAGACACUAUUGGAUGUUCCAUGGCUCCUAAUCCCCCCAAUUCUGAAGAAUUGCCUCAAGUAUUUAGAGACAUUAUAAUCGAAUAUUCGAAGAAAAUAAUGGAACUGGGAAGUACAAUUUUAGAGUUAUUGUCAAUGGCUCUUGGCUUAGAUCCAUCUUACCUUAAAGAAUUGAAUUGUCUAGAAGGACUUUUUAUUCAGGGCCAUUACUAUCCACCAUGCCCUGAACCAGAAUUAACUAUGGGCACUACUAAGCACACAGAUUCUGAUUUCAUGACAAUAGUUCUACAAGACCAAAUUGGUGGUCUUCAAGUUCUUCAUGAGAAUCAAUGGUUUAAUGUUCCUCCUGUCCAUGGAGCUCUUGUUGUCAACAUAGGAGAUCUUCUACAACUUAUAUCGAAUGACAAUUUCGUAAGUGUUUAUCAUCGAGUCUUAUCAAAUCACAAAGGGCCAAGAGUUUCUGUUGCCAGCUUCUUUCUAAAUUCUUAUGACCCAAGUGAAGGGUCAUCAAAGGUAUAUAGUCCUAUUAAGGAAUUGUUGUCACAAGAAAAUCCACAAAUCUAUAGGGAAACAAGCAUAUCUGAAUUCAUUGGGCAUCAUUAUGAGAAGGGGCUUGAUGGAAACUCUGCUUUGGAGCCUUUCAAGUUGUGAAAUGAAAUGAACAAAUUUAGAUCUCAAAAAUUAAACUUUGAUAAAAUUGACUCUCUUGAUUCUCAUCCUGGAAAUUGAAGUAAUGCAGUAUUAUUAGUUGUGCCUCUUAGCUGUUUUAUUAUGUAGUAAUAAUUUUCUAUAAUAAAGUUUAUGUAGCACAACCUUAUUUGGAUAUGUGUUGACAUAUAUGUAGUUGUAGUUUUGGUCAACAUUUAAUAAGGUUAUCAAUAAAGUUAUGGAAGACCUGCCAAAGUUAGGAUUACAUAUUUAAA
This is a messenger RNA of Cicer arietinum (chickpea), 1473 nucleotides long. Its product is annotated as 1-aminocyclopropane-1-carboxylate oxidase homolog 1-like. The record is from RefSeq and is a predicted model, not a curated record. Lineage: Eukaryota; Viridiplantae; Streptophyta; Magnoliopsida; Fabales; Fabaceae.